This is a messenger RNA of Salvia miltiorrhiza (redroot sage), 2517 nucleotides long. Its product is annotated as putative late blight resistance protein homolog R1B-8. NCBI's taxonomy places the organism in Eukaryota, Viridiplantae, Streptophyta, Magnoliopsida, Lamiales, Lamiaceae. The record is from RefSeq and is a predicted model, not a curated record. Gene Ontology annotation, molecular function: ADP binding. The transcript has a single exon. The coding region runs from base 1 to 2517 and encodes 838 amino acids. Gene Ontology annotation, biological process: defense response to other organism.
AUGGCAGCUUAUGCAGCUCUGGUUUCUCUCUUGAACACCAUUCAGCAGAUGAUGACCCAUCCUACCCUUUCCACUUCUUUCCACAACAUUCAGAUCCAAUCUCUUCAGGAGAAGGCUGCUUUGUUGCUUGAUUUCAUUGAGACCUAUAACUAUGUUGGUGGAGUUAGCCAAGAAGUACAAGAUCUAGAAAGCCUAAUCGCAUCUGCUGCUCAUACAGCUGAGGAUAUGAUUGAAUCACACAUCGUCAAUCAACUCCUUCCUCUUUCAGCUCAUGAUCGCGAAGCAGCUUUCAGUGUGUCACUCUAUCUACAGAAUAAAAUGGCAAUUGAAAAGAAAAUUACACAGGUAGCUGGAGAUGGAUGGUGGAUCAAUUUCAUGCAGAUCAUUAAGAAUCAAUUGGAGAGAAAAAAGUGGCAAUUGAAGAGAAAAAUGCACCAAGCAAACGUCAGCUGCUUGGACUAUCUGCCGCAGAUAAUUGAAGACAUGAAUGCUAUCAUCAAAAAGGCGAAUAAGUUGAAGGAGAAACAGAGAUUGAGAGAGGACCAACCACCCACACAUUCAACACCUCCUCUUAGUCUUACUCAGACCAGAGAAGAAAGUGCUAUGGUGGGAUUUGGUGAUGAGUUGAUUCAGCUUCUUGACGAGCUCACCGGUCAUCGAUCCAAUCUGCACAUCAUCUCAAUCGUCGGUAUGGGCGGCAUGGGUAAGACUACUCUUGCCAAAAAUAUUUAUGCUAAUCAACUCAUCAUCGAACACUUUGAUAUUCGUGCUUGGGCUACUGUAUCACAACAAUACAAUGCUCAACAAAUUCUACAACAACUUGUUUUGGGCCAAGGAAAAUCCUCCCAUAAAAGUGUAGAUGAAUUAGGAGGACAAUUGUAUAAAACUUUAUCUGGUAGGAGAUAUUUGAUCAUAUUAGACGACAUAUGGAGUGUCGAAGCUUGGGAUGAAGUGAGGUGUUUCUUUCCCGAUAAUGGAAGUGGAAGCCGGAUUCUUCUAACUACUAGGUUGUCAGAUGUGGCUAACGGUUGUGGAUCUUCUUGCUUUCCAAAGAAUCUUCUAAAUGGGAGUGAAAGUUGGGAAUUGUUAUGUAAGAAGGCAUUCCUAAAUGAAGAUUGUCCUAGUGAGCUUGUGGAAGUUGGGAGGGAGAUUGUUAUUAAUUAUGAGAAGCUCCAAAUCUCGAGCAUCAUCCAACUUUGGGUUGCUGAGGGAUUUUUGAAAUCAAAUGGAGGGCGGGUUUUGGAAGAGAUUGCAGAGGAUUACUUGAAGGAACUUAUUAAUAGAAAUAUGAUAUUAGUUGAGAAGCGAAGUAAAAAUGGGAAGAUGAAAAGUUGUGAUAUUCAUGAUCUUUUAAGAGAUUUAUGCUUAAAAGUAGCUGAGCAACAAGGGCUUUUUCAUGUAAUCAAUGGAGGCCCUAUAAAAGGCACAGAACGCCGCCUCGUAUAUGAUAAUGCUCAUUGGUGGAGGGAAAAGGCUAAACCCUCACUUGCACGCUCUAUCGUGGGAUAUGUGUUUGACAAGAAGGACUUAUAUAAACAUAGAUUGCUGAGAAUUUUGGAUGCAGAACGUUACAUAGCAGUGCGCCAGGACGUGUUUAAGCUUCCUAGUUCAAUAUCCUUGGUAUGGAAUCUGCAUGCUUUGAUCAUUAAGAGUUCUUUAUCGAGUCUGAAUCCUUCUAGAGUUGUUGCACCAAUUGAAAUUUGGAAGAUGCGACGACUUAGGCAUAUCCAGUGUCCUGAAAUUUAUCUUCCUCAACCGGACGGACAAGAUGAGUUGGAAAAUCUUCAGACGCUUGGGAAUGCAGUGAAUUUGAGGUUGAGUGAGGAUUUGUGCAACAUCAGUCCCAACAUCAAGAUACUGCAUCUAGUUUAUGAUCGUAAGUUGCAAGGAUGGGAUGAUAGUUUGAUGGAGUGUUUGUGUAAUCUUGAUCGCUUGCAUAAACUUGAAUCACUCAAAUUGGAAGCCGGAUUUAGGUGGAGGCGGAUGUAUUCUAAGCUGAAUGAGAUAGUCUCAUUUCCGAGAUGGCUAAACAAGUUGAGGUUGAGUAAUUUCAUAUUUGAAUGGGAUGAUCUGACCAUGAUUGGUUCGCUGCCCACACUGGAAGUUCUCGAGGUAGAGAAUAACUGGAAUUGCAGCACGUGGAGUCCUGUUGAUGGGCAAUUUCAACGCCUCAAGUUCUUGAAAAUUGAAGGCAGUAAUCUGAGAUGUUGGAAUGCAGAUAGUUGUCAUUUCCCAAUUCUGGAGAACCUUCUUCUUGUUGAUCUAUAUGAGUUGGAAGAGAUCCCAUGGGGUAUUGGUGAGAUACCAACACUCAAACUUAUUCAUCUGCAUCUCUGUAGUAACUCUGCCGCGAUUUCAGCUAUCAAAAUAAAAGAUGAGCAGCUCCAGUAUCAGGAAAAUGAUGAUGACCUUCAAAUCCAAAUUCGUGUCUCAUCAGCUAAACUGGAGAGCUUCAUGGCAGUGGUGGAAACAAAGGGCUUGACACUCGAUCAUGUUCAAUUUUAUCAGACUUACUAA